Messenger RNA from Torulaspora delbrueckii, 201 nucleotides. RefSeq names its product Cox14p (gene COX14). Bases 1 to 201 code for a protein of 66 amino acids. NCBI's taxonomy places the organism in Eukaryota, Fungi, Ascomycota, Saccharomycetes, Saccharomycetales, Saccharomycetaceae. The transcript has a single exon. The record is from RefSeq and is a predicted model, not a curated record.
AUGUCUAAAUACGCCUGGUAUACGAGGGUUACUGAUGCGGCCCACCGUUUGACCGUUUUAACCAUUGUCGGGGGUUCCAUGUACAUGGCAGGAGGUCUUGUCUAUACGCUGUACAAGAACGGUACCAAAUAUGAGAACCAAGUAACGCAGAAGAACGAGGAGGUAAACCAGCUAGAGGGAGCUGCAUCCUCUGCAGAGUAA